CAAACUUGUCAGCUUGGGGAUUCACACAAAGACUUGUAGAUGUGUUCUGUGAAGAUAUUGUUCCACAUUCUGCCUAUAGAAAAAUCAAACUAUUCUUAUUAUUAAGUCUAGUUGCCCUUUCUGAAAAACAAUCAAAGAAUCACUGUAUCUCACCAAGCAUUCAUAUUAUGAUCAUCAGUGAUGGAUACAAUUCGAUAAUUCCUAAAAUGAUAAGACAUGUGUCAAAGUUGAAAAGGAACGAGGAAUGGUCAUAUGGCAAUGGUCAAAAGAAACAACCACUUUUUAUAAUUCAGAAUGGGAACAGCACUGCAAAAGAAAACUUUAUUGAAUCUACUAUUCUUGCAAAGUCGCAGAGCGGCAUCCUCAUGGUAAAUUUGGAUUCCUUGAGUAAAAGAGAUGUAGAAUCACUACGACUUGUCAUGAGCAAAAGUCCAAGUUUAUCAACACAAAAUCGCUACCACAAAUUAUGCAUUGAUGUAAAUACUUGUUGUUGGGGAUGGUCUGUCGCGAGACCUACUGGCAAAGGUAUUAAUCUCAGGUCGACAGAAAGUGAAGGAAUUGAACCUAUCUGUAAUGACCCGGUUAAGCCAAUCAUAGAUACAUUUGAUCUAGUUGUAUACCUUAAAGAAUGUGUUGAUUCUGAAGCUAAUGGUUUAUUAGUGGACCAUUUACUUGACAAAGAAAUGUUAAACCUUGAAAACAAAAAGAAUCAAUUCGGAUUAUCCUUUGAUGAUCUUCAUCAGUUCAUUUCUAUUGCGAGCAAUAUUGAUGUUAAGUUAUCAACGGAGUGUAAAGACCUCCUUCGUAAAUACUUUUUGAUGUGCCGCAGACUUAAAGGUGCUAGCCAAGGUUUUGCUUCUUCAACUGCAUUGCUUGAG
This is a messenger RNA of Dentiscutata heterogama, 878 nucleotides long. The record is from the annotation of a GenBank genome assembly. NCBI's taxonomy places the organism in Eukaryota, Fungi, Glomeromycota, Glomeromycetes, Diversisporales, Gigasporaceae.